This is a messenger RNA of Coregonus clupeaformis (lake whitefish), 7306 nucleotides long. Its product is annotated as E3 ubiquitin-protein ligase RNF43. Gene Ontology annotation, biological process: ubiquitin-dependent protein catabolic process; Wnt receptor catabolic process. The transcript is spliced from 8 exons. Gene Ontology annotation, molecular function: ubiquitin protein ligase activity; frizzled binding. NCBI's taxonomy places the organism in Eukaryota, Metazoa, Chordata, Actinopteri, Salmoniformes, Salmonidae. Bases 1503 to 4121 code for a protein of 872 amino acids. The record is from RefSeq and is a predicted model, not a curated record.
UGUACACUCGUGUCUUUUUCCAACUUUUCAAAUGUGUUAUGAAGACCAAUAUUAGUGUUUUAACGAGUCUACAUUUAACAAACCUUUCUUUUCAGUAUCUCUAUUUGAAUACUGAAGUUUAUAAUAAAUAAAAAAAUUCGGCAGCCGCGGGAAGGAUCUUGUUUCAGAAUUGUUAACAUUUUAAGACGUGGAACUCUGGGAUAAUACUUUUUUGGAGGCUGCCAAGGAGCGAACAGGUUUUAGAUGCGUAGCAACUUUAGUGGGCGAAAUACAUAAUUGUGGAUGCGUCGGCUGCAGAAAUGGCACGGGAUUUAUACUCCUAAUUAAUUAACUAGUUAUAACAUGUUAAGUAACUAAUGCAACGAUUCCAUUGGAUUAGUGAAACUUUUCAAGAGUCCGGAAAGCUCCGUUGUCAACUUUAUAGUGGCAUUUUUGUCGAGAGAUUGUCGCUACAGAGCCUAUGAAAGUAACUAUUGCAUUUUCGUCGUUUACUUUAUUGUCGCCUUUCAUUUUGGAAUCCGUCUUAUCAACCAACAUCAACCUGACUUUGUUCCUCUCGGUUUCUGAAGCCUCUGGGGAUACUGUGGUGGGGAUAUCGUCACAAUAUCCUAUCCAGCGUAAAGAGUAGUAGGGGAUUUGCUUUUUAGGUAUUUGACAACUUGUUGCAUCUGGAGUCCCUCGGCGAGAUUUGACAAUUUUUGUCUUGCUCUGUGAGACAUGUGACAUGGAAUACCGGUAACUUGGAUACUUUUUUUUUUUGUUUAAACCAGGCGUAACUGUAGCAUGUCUAUAGUGUGUUGGUCACGAAUUAAAGUAGCAACAUUGUUGCAAAAUGUUUAUUGAAAUCUUGCUAGUGGUUGAAGAUUACAAGAUCCGGCGUGUGACCGGACUGAACCGCUCUGUCUAUGACAACUUCAACCUGCACGUUGAAAACGAGGAUCGGGCCACUGUUUAUCUCAUGUAAGGAGCUCGUGUUGUAUGUGAAGGGUGAACUAAAUGUAGGCCUAUUCAACUUUAAGCGACGCAAUUCCAAUUAUUGAUUUGAUGUUGUCGAACUUGUGCAUGCAAUGUUUGGCCUCUCCUGUUAGUGAUACCGGUUAACACACAUUAUCUAAAUUCUUAUUAGGCUAUCUAUGUAUGUUAUAUUUAUUUGAUGGUAGCAAUUUCAUAAUUUAGAAGCACGCGUUCUGAUUUUUCCUUAUGGGUGAAUAUGAGGACCACUUUACUUGGCGUGUUUAAUAACUGUUUUUUACCUGGAACAAACUUUCAAAGCGGGAUAACAAUUCCUUAAAAAACCACAAGACAACAUGGCAAUCCACGAGCCUUAACACUUUGGAUAAAACCCUGUAUUUCGAGUCGUUUUCACGGGUUUCUACCAUUUCUAACCCAUAAAGCAGAGGACCGGCGCUGGGCCAUAUAUUUCUUGUCCUGAAUCAACUUUGGUGGUUGCCAGCUUUGAAGUCCACGAUGUACAGCCGGAGCCCGCCGUUACAGCCGAUCCAAUGAUCGUUCUCCAGCGGCGACUGGCCGGGCUCUGGCCGUGGCUGCUCAUGGCGGCCCUGCAGGUGGUGUUCGGCCAGACGGGCCUGGAGCUGGCGGCGGCCGUAGAGACGGAGCGCUCGACCAUCAGGGCUGUCAUCAAGGUGACACUGCUGAGACACGAGCCCACGGGGAAGCCCAUCACUCUGGAAGGGCUGUUCGUCGGAGGGAGCGCCAGUUCUGCAGAGGGGAAGCUCAUGCAGUCCCACCCUCUAUCCCUAUGCAACACCAGUGAAGAUGAGCGCCAGGAGUCAGACUUCAUCAGCAUCGUCAAGCUGGAGAGUCCGGAGCGCAAGGUGCAUCAGUGUCUGCCCCUGCUCGACAAGGCUCGCCUGGCGUUGGAGAGAGGGGCUCAGGCUGUCAUCUUUGAUGUCACCGAUGAUGUCACAGCUGAAUUCCAGCUUCUUAAGUCAGACUCCCUUCCGCGUCCGGUGGUGCUGAUGCAGGCUGAGGAUGCCGAGAAGCUGAUGGACCUGGUCAACAGGAACGAGGAGGCCAGAGUUCACAUCGACAUCAAGAGGGAGGAUCCCAAAUGGCCCCACUAUGAUGUUGUUGUCCUGCUCACUAUAGUCCUUGCUAUUCUGGCCAUCGUUUCAAUCUUUGCUUUCCGGUACCGAAGCAAGUCCAACAGAACCUGGGACUCAGUCCACCAGCAGACGAUGCGAGCCAUCAGUCGUCUAGAGACGCGGACAUACAGCUCUCAGGGCUGCGGGGGUUCACAGCGCCACCGUGGGGGCCGGGGGUCAAAUAGCAGCUCCAACUCCAACCCCGUUUGUGCCAUCUGUCUGGAGGAGUUCCUGGAGGGACAGGACCUGAGGAUCGUCUCGUGUGCUCAUGAGUUCCAUAAGGAGUGUGUGGACCCCUGGCUGCUGCAACACCGUACCUGUCCCCUCUGCAUGCACAACAUCAUGGGUUCAGAGCUGUCUCGUCAGCCACGGAGGAGCAGACUGCAGCAGACCCCCGAGCACAGCCAGGGUUUUCUGCACCCCCACCCCUACCCCCACGCCUUCCCACAGCACCAAAUCCCCUUCUCCAUGAGGCCUCACUACCCCCACGGCCCCUCCGGUCCCUACCCCUCCUUGGGCCACUAUAGCGGCUCCCCGCCUCUGGACCCCCAGACCCUCCGCUUCCUCCCUAGCCGGCCCCUGGGCUCUGGCUGCGGAUACCUCCACCCUGCAGAGGGCCCCGGAAGGCCCCACAGAGCCGGGGGCAGCUGCAGGACAGCAGGCCACCCUAUGGGGUCCCACUACGGCCCCGGGCCCCGCCGCUCCUGCCACACCUACCGCUCCGGCUGCCCCGCCCAGCGCAGCGCCUCCAGUUCCAGGCUCCACCCCUCCUCUGAUCCCCAGGCCCGCGCCUCCGCAGGUGGGGUCCACAGCCGGGGGGACGAGGGGGGCAGCUGCUCUGGGGGGAGCUACCGGACAGAGCGCAGUGGCUACCUGGCUGACGGGCCGGCCAGUGACUCCAGCUCUGGGCCCUGUCACGGCUCCUCCAGUGACUCGGUGCUCAACUGUACCGACGUGUCCCUGCAGGGUGUCUACGGCAGCUGGUCCACGUUCCGCAGCUCCCUGAGCAGUGACUAUGACCCGUUAGUGUACUACGGGCCGGGGCCGGGGCCGGGGCGGACAGGCCACAGGGACAGCAUGGAGGCAGGGGUCCAGAGACCCAAGUCCCUGGACUCAGUGAUGAACAGAGACAGAGGAGGAAGAGGAGGAGGAGGGUGCUCUGAGGAGCAACAGCAGGCUGUGUUUAGCCACGUCCACUACCACCGCCACCGCCACCACCACUACCGAGAGGAUGGGGAGCGGGAGCAUGCCCAGGGACAGGGCCAGGGGCCAGGCAUGGGGUCAGACGAGGAGCUGGGGGCUGCUGCUGCUGCUAUUGGCCCUGUGUCAGGUUCUCCCCCGGCUCUGGACAAAGAUUACCCAGUGUGCCCUCUGAAAGACAGCCCCUGUCAGUGUCCUAAGGCAGACCACACAGACUGUAGAGGGGCCCAUGGCCACGGGACCGAGGGUCAGGACCAUGAGUUCAGUCCCCCCUCAGGCCCCCCUCCCGUCCUGGUACCUCCAGCCCCCUUACCACCCCCACCCCCCUGCUGCCACCAGGGCCAGAGCCACGGAGGCCACCCCCACCAGAGGGCAGGCCGGCUGGGCGGCUGCGUGCUCGACGGCCCCUCAGUGCGUUUCCACCAGAGCCUGGACCUGCAGGACGACUGUAGCAUUCACAUCCACUACGGCCAGGGCUACUGCUGCCCCCCGCCCGACCUGCCCCCCGGUCUGCUCCCCAUGCCUGUGCCCCUCAUCCUGGACUCUGGAGGAAUGGGGCCCCUGGGGGGCUUAGAGGACUGGCCCUGCUGUGGAGGGCCCCACCAUGUGGUGUGGCAGAAGCGGGUGCAGCAGGCCCACUCUGAGCCCCAGCUGCUGGGGCCCGGGCUGGGGGCCCCUAUGGACAGAACACCGCCCCCAUGCAGCAGGCGUCACCACGGUCACCAAAGCCCAGCGCACGACCGCAACACAGACUUUUGUUUAUACUGUCAAACAUUACACAACAAUCAGGGAUCAGAGGAGGAGUCCGGCGUGUGAGGACUCGCUUAGGCGCAUCCCCAACGUCACGCUGCUACGUACACAGGAGCCGGAACGGACAAAUCGGCGGCCAUCUUUCUCAAGUCUUCCAAAUAAUUCCACAUGAAAUAGCUGCAUUCAGACUACGUUUCCCAGAAUCCCCCAGUCAGUGCUCAGAGUUCCGUCUGUCCAAAAAAUAUAAAAAUGAGUCUAUGAGAUUAUGAUUGUUUUGAACAUUUAUUUAUUUUGACCAUCAAUUCAAACAAUAAGCACAAGUCAUGUAUGGACCUCAAAUUGCUCUAAUUCAUUGUUGAAUUCCAGUAUGUCAAUGUGUUUGAUUUGGAGUUUUGUUGUUGCCAAGUGGUUAUGUGUUUCAAGAUGGAGACUGACUGGGAAUGUUUUUAUUUAGUUUUUCGUCUAGUUUUUUUAUUUUGUUUUGUAAAUUACAGGAAGAACUCAAUACCAACAAGUUGCCUUAGUGACCACAAGGAAUGAUCACUGCUCAGGGCUUGAGUCUCGAUUCACAUCACGAAACUCUCCUACUGUCUCCCUCAGUAGAAAUCACAUGCACAUAUUGGAUAUCUAAUUCCCUUGAGUGGUUGAUUGAGUACUUAAUCGAUUAUACUAUGAGGUACUACUCAGUAAUACUUGAUUUUCCCCUCACAUCCUUAAUGUCCUUAAACUCCUUCAUUUGUGUAGAUACAAUAUGUAGACAACCAUUGGAUCAUGUAUUACCCCCAUACAUGCUCAGUUGGAGGUUUCUUGCUCUUUCCAGCCUAACUCAAAUCAGAUUCAGAAAUGUUUCCCGUCGGCGUGGGUUUCGCAAAGGUACUCAGAGUUACAGAAAAGAGCCAAGAAGCUUAUCAUUGAAGGAAAACAGUUAUUUUCUUAGCUGGCCCUACAAGCAGUGAGCAUCCUGAGAGGUCAUCCUGAGAGGUCAUUAGGGGCUAGCAUGGGGACUUGUGUUGGUUUAUUCAAUAACGGCAGCUGUUUUCAUCACAUUUUGUUUGUUUUGUGGUUCGGUAAAAAAAGAACAUCUGUAAUUUUGUUUUUCAUCGUUAAAAGACUGUACGAUGUUAUUAUUACAAGCUAUUUUAGUUUUACUCAUGUAAUUUCUCAUGUUGCCAGUGGUUACGUAGUAUGUUUGACCUGAUUGCUGAUUUGGUGGCCAGUGAAGGGGGGAGGGGCCCUCCAGACAGACCUGGGUUCAAACUGUAUUUGACAUAUUUCAAAUACUGAAGCUGUGCUUGAUUCAGCUUGCCUGGCUCCAAUGUAAUAGUCCCAAAAGAAAAACCCUGCCCAUCAGGCUAAAGUAUGCAAAUGCUCAAAAGUAUGUGAAAUAUUUACAGUUAUAUUUGAACCCAUGUAGGUCUGCCUCCAGAACAGCAGUGUGAGUGGAGCUUCGCUCGGCUCAGCAAGGACAUGUGCCAUGUCGUCUGCUCUUCACCCCUGACCCCUGACCUUUAACCCCAUGACCUAUUACACAACCCUAUCAAUGUUCACCAGCAAGGAUAUUCUCUCCUUUCCAUUUCUCAUCUAUCAGCUGCUGUAGCUCACCAAGGGUGCCCUUAUCUUGACCAUUGUAGCAAAAUAUUAUAUACAUAAUUACUAUGUAAUAACUGGAGGAAAGCCAUGAUAAUUCAUAAUUCAUUCAACUUUGGGAACAUACAUUUUUCACAACCAAACAUUGACCAAACAAACCUGUGGCCUUAAAUAGAAGCCUGGUGUCGCUCGGUCAGUCAAGCCCUUUCCCUGAAUGUCUCACUGGGAUCCAACAUCCCAGGAGAUUAGAAACACCAGAGCAAAGAAAAAUCAUAUUAAAUGUGCGUAGUUAAAUAUAUCCCCCAAUAUAUAUUUAGUGCUUACUGUAUAUGGAGGCUCAGUGGACAUGUGAAAGGAGACUGCAUUGCAUCCGAGACAGACGGUAAACAUUGAAUUGAAUAAACCUAUUGAUCCCCAGAGUAUUUUCUAAAUAGUUGGAAGCACUUAAAACAACCUUUAAAUGUCCUGUGGCUGAUCUACGGUAGUAACACUCUGAACCAGUUAUGAAAUGAUUCAUUCUCUACCUCCUAUUGAUCGGUUGAACUUUAUUAUUAUCUGAGAUCAUCAAAUAACCGAAUACAUUAAAGCUUGUGUUAUUUUACCAAAGAAACCCCUUUUGGAUGCCUUCUAUUUCACCUCCAUCAAUCUAAACCCAAUUAGCUGUGUUUUGCCUAACAAGAAAAAUACGAAAAAUGGUAUCGCAUGCAGCCAAAAUCCCGGACAAUCAUAGAUUACAGCCCCAAUAUUUACCGAUACCUCAUUUUCUAAUGUUUUUUGCAGACAGCUUCUCUAGCUAAUACUUCAGGUUGUGUCUGUUAUAUAUUUGUGUAGAGAACGGUCCCCUAUAGCCUGGUUAAACCAGACCAAACACUGCUCCCACAAAUGUUUCCCUUUAAAACAACAGUAAAACAUUGUGAAAUCUUUCUGCAUUCCUGGCUACAGUCCCCUAGUCUGAGCUGAAAAUGACUCAAUCACAACCAACCAGCACUUUGGCUUCUAAACUAUUUAAAAAAAAAAUAGAUUUAACAGGAAAAACUCAAUGAAAAGUAAACAAAGCAUUAUAACUACGCCAAUGACCAGUACAAGGAAAUAUAACACUUAAAAAUCUAUGAAACAUCCCUGAAACAUUUUGGGGGCGAUUUUAUUAGCCAUUUCAGGGUCAUUUUCUCUUCGUGUUCAUUGUUUUGUUUUUCGAAUGCAUAAUGAGCUGAAACUGCCUUUUUUCUAGUAGAACACAAUCCCUAUAGAAACGGAAGGGAUCUAUCAGUAUAUUUUGGAUACUUUGAGUAUAAAAAGAGAAAGACAAAAACAGAAAUGAAAUAAAGUGUUGUAUUUUAUAUAUAAUAGAACAUUUCAAUAUGGUGAUAUGUCACUAAUAUAUUUAUUUACUAAUAUAUUUAUCCAUUUUUGUCCAGGUUUUGAAAAAUAAGACAUGCUUUCUGUAUAGAAACGAUAUCUAUAUGAAACUAUGUGCCACAACAGAUGUAUCAACCUGGCUUCAUUCCAAUUAUAUGCAAAUAAAUUAUUUUGAAAUAAAAACCUCUGGUGCUGUAUAUGCUCUAAAUUGUAUUUUAAAUUAACCUUUUUUUUUUUUUUUUGUAUUUAUCUGACAAAUCCCAUUGUAAAACUAGGUCAUUCAAUUAAUGUACAUUUUCAGUCAAAUA